AUGAAGGCAAUCAGCUUCACUGCCUCCCUGAACCGCAUACCCUGGCCAACCUCCAACAAGAUCAAGAACUUGGAAAAGGAAAUGGCUAUUGCCUCUCCUCAGCCUAGGAUCACCAUUGGUAGCUUUGACGCUCUAAGCCGGAGUGCAGGCAGUCAACAGUACGACCCAGGGAAAUACACACCCAACGAGCUGGCUGAAAGAACCAUCAUCAAUGACUGCUUUAACAAACUGGCCCCACUGGCUCGUACGGCGGGCGAGGUGUGUGCUCAGGGGCAGAUGACAGUGCUGCCGCUGGCCGAUGGGGAGCGGGCAGCCUUUGCCAACGCAGUCACCGCAUCUCAGGUGGGAGAGGCGUUGGUACAAGCAGACCGGCUACCCUCAUGCUUGGCAGAGCGAUGCAGGUGCAAAAAGACGAAGCCGACGCUGUCGACCUACCUGGCCAAGAACUACAGCUACAUCAUUCAUGCUAAAGUAAAAAGCAUAGAAAGAGGGAGCUGCAAUGAGGUGACGACUGUGGUUGAAGUCAAAGACAUACUCAAGUCUUCGAUGCCGAUUCCGCUGUCUCAAGUGCCCCUUCUUACAAAUUCCUCCUGCCAGUGUCCACCUCUUCAACCGAAGCAGGAUGUUCUCAUCAUGUGCUAUGAAUGGCGCUCAAGGUUGAUGCUUCUUGAUGGAUGUCUAGUUGAAAAAUGGAAGGAUCAGCUAAACAAAAGAUUUAAGAGGUGGGAACAGAGACUGCAAGAACAAAAGCUGCGAACAGCCCGCAAUAAAAAGCAGAAUGCAGGACGCAGUGGUCGGAGUGGAGCCCCAAAACCAUCAACCAAGAACACCAACCCGCUGGUCAGUGGCCCCAAAAAGGCCAUUAAAAUAAGAAAUGGCCAGAAAGAAACCAACCCAAAAAAAGUAUGA
This is a messenger RNA of Egretta garzetta (little egret), 909 nucleotides long. RefSeq names its product secreted frizzled related protein 4 (gene SFRP4). NCBI's taxonomy places the organism in Eukaryota, Metazoa, Chordata, Aves, Pelecaniformes, Ardeidae. The transcript is spliced from 7 exons. Bases 1 to 909 code for a protein of 302 amino acids. The record is from RefSeq and is a predicted model, not a curated record. Gene Ontology annotation, molecular function: protein binding.